UUGAAGCUGUUCGCGCAUCCGUUCUCGAGCGACAACAAUCCUGCAGCAACCAUGUUCGAGAAUGUGUGCGCCAUCCCGCUGGACCACGAGCUUUUUGCGCAGGCGGUCCAUCCAGGAGAGCCGAUUGUUGCAGUAGGACUGGCGUCGGGACACGUGCACACGUACAGGCUUCCCCCAGGCGCGAGCGAUGACAGCGACAACGACGCGACCUUGGCCUCGGAGAACGGCUUCGGGCACAUAGAGACUGCCUGGAACACGAGGCGACACAAGGGGAGCUGCAGGACUCUGGGCUACAGCAUCGACGGCGCGCAGUUGUACUCGGCGGGCACCGAUGGCAUCGUCAAGGUUGCAGAUUCUGCGACUGGCAAAGUCACGGCAAAGAUUGCUGUCCCUCUCGACCCCGCCAACAACGCCAUCGAUGCCCCGACGCUCGUCCACGCACUCUCGCCGCAGUCGUUCAUCCUCACGACCGACUCAUCGGCGCUCUACAUCUACGACAUCCGCGCAUUGGGUCCAGGGUCAAACCUGAAACCCGAAGCAACGCACCGCCCUCACGACGACUACAUCUCUUCCCUCACGCCUCUCCCACCUACGCAGGCUAGCACCAGUGGGUUUAGCAAGCAGUGGGUUACGACGGGUGGAAGCACCCUGGCUGUCACAGACUUGCGGAGAGGCGUUUUGGUACGCAGCGAGGAUCAAGAAGAAGAGCUUCUCAGCUCCAUCAUCGUGACUGGCUUGUCAAAGAAGGGCACAAACGUUGGUGAAAAGGUAUUGGUAGGUGCAGGCAACGGCGUCGUCACCCUGUGGGAACGUGGUGUCUGGGACGAUCAGGACGAGCGCAUUACCGUCGAUCGCUCCAAGGGCGGCGGCGAGAGUUUGGAUGCGCUCGCGCUGCUGCCAGAUGGUGUGGGUCCUGGUGGAAAGAUCGCUGCAGUGGGCAUGGGCAACGGCGGGCUGCGAUUCAUCAAGAUUGGGCCCAACAAGGUCAUCGCAGAACUCAAGCACGACGAACUAUCGCAAGAGGCUGUCAUUGGGCUCGGUUUCGAUGUACAUGGCAGAAUGAUCAGUGGCGGCGGCAAGACGGUCAAGGUUUGGGGCGAGAAGACUUGGCAGGACGUUGACACAGAAGAAGAAGAAGUUGCCGCAGUUGUUGCUAAGCGAGACCACGAGAGUGAUGACGAUGAAGAUAGCGAUGAAGAUAUGGAGGAUAGUAGUGACGAGGAAGAGCAGAAGCAGAAGCGCAAGAAAAGAAAGAGGAACAAGGGUACGCAGCAGAAAGGACAUGGCAUCUUGCAGUUCUCAGGGUUGGCUUGAGAGAGUGACAUGUAUCGAAUGCAACGAUACGGUUUCAAACUUCCAAGCGAUACUACCUACUCAACCUUUCGUUACGUUGCCACUGCCAUUGAUUGAGAAAUUGGACAUGUAAGCCAAUAUGCACUUUCCUUCCGCUAAACAGAACAAUCGGCGCACGAUAGGUAGUUGUAUGUUAGUUGCAUGCAUGUCUAACGUGGUAUUGGUUGAGCGACGCAGUUCUGUGACAGUUCAAGAAGACGU
Molecule: messenger RNA, 1554 nt
Organism: Dothidotthia symphoricarpi CBS 119687
Lineage: Eukaryota; Fungi; Ascomycota; Dothideomycetes; Pleosporales; Dothidotthiaceae
Product: WD repeat-containing protein JIP5
Exons: 2
Coding region: 52-1314 (420 amino acids)
Molecular function (GO): protein binding
Source: RefSeq, a predicted model, not a curated record